This is a messenger RNA of Scophthalmus maximus (turbot), 1324 nucleotides long. Its product is annotated as protein THEM6. The record is from RefSeq and is a predicted model, not a curated record. The coding region runs from base 158 to 769 and encodes 203 amino acids. The transcript is spliced from 3 exons. Lineage: Eukaryota; Metazoa; Chordata; Actinopteri; Pleuronectiformes; Scophthalmidae.
GUAACCGGAAGUGUUUUAAAUCGGUUUGGUUAAACGUUCAGUUGCGCUGCUUUUUCUGGUGUGGUGUGGAGGACUGUGUGUUCGUGUGUGUGUGUGGAGUUCAGUGUCUGUUGACUGCAGAUUUGGGGAGAAACGGGAGGAAUCAGGCAGCAGAGAGAUGUGGUGGGUGCUGUGGGUGCUCGCCGCCUUGCUGGCUCUCUUCUGCAGUCUGGAUGUGUGGUACUUCCUCAGGGUUGCGGCGGUGGUCCUCCGGGCCUGGCUCCAGCCUCCAAUCUGGGACGUCACAGCAGAGCAGGUCCUGACGGGCCGGGUCACUCCCAAUGACAUCGACAUGUGCCACAUGAACAAUGCUCGUUACCUCCGCGAGUGCGAUUUCGCCCGCUUCUCUCUCUACACUCGUAACGGCGUGUUCAAGGCCACGCGAGCCCUCAAAGCGGCGAUGGUGGUGGGGGCCACCACCAUCCGAUACCGAAGAGCUCUGUGUAUCGGUGAGGGGUACGAGCUUCGGAGUCGAAUCGUCACUUGGGAUGACAAAGCCUUUUUCCUGGAGCAGAGAUUUGUGUCGACAAAAGAUGGCCUGGUGUGUGCUGUCAUGUACUGCAAGCAGAGUGUUGUCCGCAUCAGCCCGGACAAGAUCAUGCAGCAUCUUUGUAAAAGAAAGGUGGAGUGCCCCGAGUUUCCAGAGGACCUUCAACACUGGGUCAACUUCAUCUCUGCCAGCAGCCAGGCGCUCAGGGCAGAGAGUGGACUAGAGGAGAAGAACAAAUAAGGCCUUGCACAGGCAGCUAUUAAGAUUGUCUUUUUGAGAGGCAGCUUAUGUAUAUAUAGCCCGGGAUUCAAAGUCUUCUGAGAGAGAACUGUCUUCUGUUGGCUAUUGACAUCCAAUCCACUAGACUGGAACACACUUGUGCCUACUCCACUCUUAUGCUAGACCCCUAACACUGAAAAAAAACAAGCAACAUACCUCAUUGUUUUCAGAGGCUUUAAAACUUAUACACUAAUAGGGAAGUGACAUGAUCAUUUAAAGUGCAUGUUCAUGGACCAGAUAAUCACUAAAUCAAUGCCUGCUGAUGCACUUUCAUGCUGUCAAUAUGCAUUAUGGUGCAUGUGUGUGCAGAAAGCCUCACCAGGAGUUUUAGUUUGAAUAAUUUGUUUCUGUUAUAAAAUGUGAAACUGUGAAGAUGGUAUGAUAUGAAACCGCAAAAUCAAUGAUUGUUGAUAGAAAUCAGGAAAAGGUUCAACACAGCAAAUGAGAAUUUGUCCAAAAGUAUUGUAAAAAAUGGAGAUUUACAGUAAAAAUAAAAUUGCUCUAAGUGUCACUCUA